This is a messenger RNA of Phoenix dactylifera (date palm), 3018 nucleotides long. The record is from RefSeq and is a predicted model, not a curated record. Lineage: Eukaryota; Viridiplantae; Streptophyta; Magnoliopsida; Arecales; Arecaceae.
UCAUGAGAAAGGAUGUAUUGAAGCAUAUUUUAAUGAUCUCCAGAAAACGUUUACAUCUCCACAUUGCAACCACUCGAUUAAUAUAGGUUCUUGAAACCAUAAAUUAUUGGUUCUAUAGGGAUGAAAUUAGUUGCGUCCGUCCUUCUCCUAUCAUCUCUCUUUUAAGCCUUUAUUCAGCGAUGCAGUUUCUCUGCCUGAUCCAAGACCUGCUCUAAUUCCCUGCUGGAAGGGAGGCCUGGCUAGUGGGGUCUGUGGGCUGGUUGUGAUGGAUCAUGUGCUUAGUUACCGGAAGCGGGUGCAGAUGCGGUGCUGGGAAGUGGACUUUUUAUUUUUUUUAAAUGACAAAGCACAAUGUGGACGAAUUUCUAGGGGGAUUUUGAAGCCAGUACAGCACCCAGAGCAGAAGAUUCCUGCUACUAAUUCAUGUGGUGAGAAGGUGAAGCAGCGAUUUUGGAGGUAAAGGUGAAGGUGGUGGUGGUUGUGGAUCAGGGACAUGCCUUUUCUAGAUAAAAGCAGCAACAAAAUUGAAUAGGGUGUGGAUAGAGGAGGGGAGAGAGAUUAGCAGAAAGGUAUAUAAAAUUACUAGGCUGCACACUGGAUCAUAUUAUACUAUAAUGCACCAUUAGGUAUAUGAGGCGAUAAAGUAAUGAAACCGCCAUAUUGUGCACAUUUAUUGCAAUCACAAGGUUGUGCAUUUGCUUUGCUUUUUGAUGUUUCAGUGUAUCAGAUGCCCAUCCAUAAUGUGAGAACUGAUAAAUUUAUGUUGAUUUUGACAGCCCCUUUCAAAUUUGAUACCCCAUCACCAGAUGAUAUAGUUUCUUCUGGCAAGAAUGCUGCAAGAAAUUUCCCCAAAGUGCCAUUAGGAUCUACAAAGGCUUCAUCCAACAUCACUGGGAAGAAGGAGAUAGUCAAUCUUUUACCAGUUAAUGAAGUGUCUAACAGUUCAUCUGCCUCAUCAUCUAAAGACAAUCAUAUUGACGUGAGUGAGAGUAGCAAUUCCAGGGAUUAUGAAGACGCACCACAAAUUAUCGCUGAUGAUCUGCAUCGGUUGAAAUUGGAUAAGAACUCUAAAGAUAAUAGAAGUAAAAAAGCUAGUAGAAAUGUCCAGUACAAACCAGAAAAAUGGAUGUUAUCUGACCAAGAACAAGGAAUAUCAAGUCAAUUAAAUCUUGCAGUUGUUGGCCAUGUUGAUUCUGGGAAAUCCACAUUAUGUGGAAGAUUGCUUCAUCUUCUGGGGCGAAUAUCUAAGAAACAAAUGCAUAAAAAUGAGAAGGAAGCUAAGGAAAAGGGAAAAGGAUCCUUUGCCUAUGCAUGGGCAAUGGAUGAGAGCGCUGAGGAGAGGCAAAGGGGUAUUACAAUGACAGUGGCUGUUGCCUAUUUUGACUCAAAAAAAUUUCGUGUUGUUUUACUUGACUCCCCAGGCCACAAAGAUUUUGUUCCAAAUAUGAUAUCUGGUGCUACACAAGCAGAUGCUGCUGUUCUUGUCGUUGAUGCUUCUGUAGGUUCCUUUGAAGCAGGUAUGGGUGGUAAUAGUGUGGGACAGACAAAAGAGCAUGCACAACUCAUUAGGAGCUUUGGUGUUGAGCAAAUUAUUGUUGCUGUUAAUAAGAUGGAUUUAGUGGAGUUCUCCAAGGAACGGUUUGAUUUCAUAAAACUGCAACUUGGCCUUUUCCUAUGUUCUUGUAAAUUCAAGGAAUCAUCAGUGGCAUGGAUUCCUCUGAGCGCCAUGGAAAAUCAAAAUUUGGUAACGACUGCUUCAGAUGUUCGUUUGUCUUCUUGGUAUCAAGGCUUUUGUCUGUUGGAUGCCAUAGAUUCUUUAAAGCCUCCACAACGAGAUGUUUCAAAGCCACUUCUUCUGCCUAUAUGUGAUGUUGUUAUAUCACAUUUUGUGGGGCAAGUGGCGGUUUGUGGUAAAUUGGAGUUCGGAGCUCUUCGAGCUAGUUCAAAGGUUCUAGUUAUGCCUUCGGGAGAUUUAGCUACAGUACAAACUAUCCAGCGGGAUUAUUGUCCUUGCACUAUAGCAAAAGCUGGAGAUAAUGUGGCUGUCAGUUUGCAAGGCAUUGAUGCCGGCCAUGUGAUGCCUGGUGGGGUGCUGUGCCACCCAGAUCUCCCUGUGACUGUUGCAUCUAGUUUAGAGCUGAAGAUUCUUGUUCUGGACAUUGUGACACCAAUUUUGGUUGGCUCACAGGUUGAGAUUCACAUACAUCAUGCCAAGGAGGCUGCAAGAGUCACGAAAAUCUUAUCGUUAUUAGAUCAGAAAAGUGGCAAGGUCUCAAGAAAUGCACCACGGAUCCUAACAGCUAGACAAAGUGCUAUAAUAGAGGUGGCACUGGAUGGAACAGUUUGUGUGGAAGAAUUCUCAGUCUGUCGGGCUCUUGGAAGAGCAUUUCUAAGAGCCUCAGGUAGCACCAUUGCCGUGGGCAUUGUGACUCGUGUCCUCGAGCAGGGGUCUUAGGUCUUUGAGAAGCACCUUGGAAUGAACUUGGCAUGACUAGAUGCAGCCCCUGAGACUACUCUGGAGUCUGGACGCAUAUCAUGCUAUACCGGAUAUCGAGCUUUGUGAAGAUAGCAGCUAGUGGUACUGCAGUCUCAUCGAUUUCAUUUAAAAGCGCUGCUACCGCACACUGCUCCAUUCACCCGUCCUACAUGGCAAAUGCAAGAGGUAGAGGGGACCUGAGUGCGAUCUGGCCAUCCUGUGAGUGCCACAUCAGCACCCAAUCCAAAGCAGUGCGCAUCAGCAUUUUUCUUCUGUUAAUUAAAUUAUCUGCUUCUUUUACUUGAUGUGUGUGUGUGUGUGUGUGUGUGUGAGAGAGAGAGAGAGAGAGAGAGAGAGAGCAGCAGAAGCAUGCAAAGGCUCCAGCCGUUUUUUGUUGUACAUUGUGUGCAUGUAUACCAUUGUAUCAUGUGUAUGCUUUAUCCAGAAACGGUGACUGUUGCUUGCCCUGUAUUUUUCUGUUCAAAAGUUGACAACAUUGUUUUGUUAAUGUAUUUUUCUGCAUACCAUAAUAUCAUGUGCAA